GUUCUAUCUAAGGCUGCUGCGAGCACCCUGCAAGUCCGUGGCUCAGAGCCCACUCGGGGGCAUGCCCCCCUCCAGGGGUCUACACGCGGGGCGCUGGCCCCGAAGGCUCUCCAUCGAAGGCAACAUUGCCAAAUCAAAAACAUGGAAAGGAAUGAGACGGGAAGGUCCUGCUACCUGCCUGAGGGUGUUAUUUCAAGGUGUUCUGUCCUGUACUUUGGGAACAGCAAAGGAAGCUCUGUCCUCAGAGCCCAGAGAGGAACACUUCACAAACUGUGGGGAAGUCCACCUUUGUGAAGCUACUCGCGAAAACCUACCCAGAGUGGCACGUAGCUACAGAACCUGUAGCAACAUGGCAGAAUGUCCAGGCUGCUGGAACCCAAAAAGCCUUCAGUUAAUGGUGACUGAAUGAAUGCAGAUCCAGAAUGCUUUGCUCAGAACUCACUUUUGCACUGAGUCAGUGGCAGAGCCCAGGGGAGGAACCCAGGGUUCCUGAGCACCUUACACAUGUUCCCACCUGCACCUGCUGAGCCGGCACAGCUCCAAAUCUCGGAAACUUGCUGGAUAUGAUGUACCAGAAGCCGGCACGAUGGUCCUACACGUUCCAGACGUUUUCUUUUAUGAGCCGCCUGAAAGUACAGUUGGAGCCCUUACCUGAGAAACUCUUAGAGGCCAACAAGGCAGUACAGAUCUUUGAGAGGUCUGUGUACAGUGACAGGUAUAUCUUUGCAAAGAAUCUUUUUGAGAACGGUUCCCUCAGUGGCAUGGAAUGGCAUAUCUAUCAGGACUGGCAUUCUUUUCUCCUGCAGGAGUUUGCUAGCCGGCUCGGAUUGCAUGGCUUCAUCUACCUCCAGGCUACUCCCCAGGUUUGCUUGAAGAGACUGCGCCGGAGGGCCAGGGAGGAGGAGAAGGGAAUUGAGUUGGCCUAUCUCGAGCAGCUUCAUGGUCAACACGAAGCCUGGCUUGUCCACAAGACAACCCCGCUCCACUCUGAGGCCCUGCUCAACAUUCCAGUGCUGGUGUUGGACGUCAAUGAUGAUUUUUCUGAAGAAGUAACCAAACAAGAAGAGCUCCUGAAGAGGGUAGACACCUUUGUAGAGAAUCUGGAACCAAUACCGUGAUGUUCUAGCUGUGACCUGGGCUCUCUGACUUUCUGAAGCCAGACGGAUGCAGAGCCACCCACCUUCCCACCCGCACUCCCAUGUCCGUUUACCCCCAGAGCGCCCUCAGCGGUUGUCAGCGGCAGCACCUAGUGCGACUGUGUUUCUGUCAUCCUUAGACCCAGCCCCAUCUUCUUUUGUGUUUCAAGGACUUCUUAAAGUCUGAGUGUUGGUUAUCUUGCUAA
Molecule: messenger RNA, 1342 nt
Organism: Camelus dromedarius (Arabian camel)
Lineage: Eukaryota; Metazoa; Chordata; Mammalia; Artiodactyla; Camelidae
Gene: DGUOK
Product: deoxyguanosine kinase
Exons: 9
Coding region: 564-1118 (184 amino acids)
Biological process (GO): nucleobase-containing compound metabolic process
Cellular component (GO): cytoplasm
Molecular function (GO): deoxyguanosine kinase activity; ATP binding
Source: RefSeq, a predicted model, not a curated record